Fibroporia radiculosa is the source of this 1344-nucleotide messenger RNA. RefSeq lists its product as uncharacterized. The coding region runs from base 1 to 1344 and encodes 447 amino acids. The record is from RefSeq and is a predicted model, not a curated record. The transcript is spliced from 7 exons. NCBI's taxonomy places the organism in Eukaryota, Fungi, Basidiomycota, Agaricomycetes, Polyporales, Fibroporiaceae.
AUGCCUGUGACUUUCCGGGUCGCGCCACACCUUGCUGCGCAAUUCGGAAAGGACUGCGGGAACUCCAAUAAGACACCGAAGGAUUUGCUACAAGCUGCGUGCGCGGGGCAGUGGGGACGAUGUGAGGAGGUAUUCCAAAGCUCCGUCCUGGAGGACGAAGUCGCGACUUUAUAUCCUCGGAGCAACGGCUUUGUAUACACGGUCAUGCAAGCAUACAAUACCCAUCAUCAUUUGAGCUUAAGGCCAGACGAUGUCUGGAUAGCCAUUCUGAGUCAAUUCAGCUUCUACAUGAACUCUCAUACAACGCUGUUACGCACUCUGUUUCCUAAUCGCACAAAGAACGCCCUCAGCCUUGCUUGCGAGGUUGGGUGCCCUCGAAAUCCAGUUGACUUCGGGAGCAUGGCGCGUCAGACGACAGAGCACCUACACAAAAAUGUAUGCGACGAAGGGUUGACGAGAUGGAUUCUCCCCGAUUUCACAACAACAACGUUGGUCGAUACAACAGUGUGCUCGGUGAUGAUGAUGUCAAUGGUCAAUUCAUGCUUCGUAUUCGACAUGCUUUGCGCCUGCGGUAUACCUUCUGUGACACUCGAGGGCGAGAAGGCGGACUGGCAGAAGUUGCUGGACCGUAUCGGCCGACUUGAAUCCUUCGGCCCAGAACCUCGCACGUGGGCGGGGAUGCUCCGCCCAAUCCUCGGUCGCUUUGUGGAGGCGUUCGAUGGUAAGCCGGACAUCGAAUUCUGGAAUCAUGUCGCGCACUAUAAUCCGACAUCGUAUGGUGCCGACGAUCUCAGCGGCUGGAUAUCUGCGUUCUGCGUGUGGUCCAGCAAGGGUGCUUGGCAGGCGGGGACAACGAGUGUCGAUGGAUGUCAGGGUCUUGAGCGACGUCUCGUCCUCGACGGCGUAACCUACCCGCAGAUGUCCACCAUGUUCAUACCAGAAGGUUACUGUGAGGUCGAUAUCACCCUGAAUACUGGUGGUGCCAUGCUGGACUGCUUGAUGGUGGCAGGGCACAUGGCGAUGGGUGUCGCUGCGGUCACAGGACAUGGAUAUGUCCGUGCACCGACCGGAAAUAUGGUCAGUCCCGCCCCUCAGUGGUUCGUGCUCUUGAAGAGCAAACACAUACACGUAAGGCGCCGGUCGGUGUGGGACGAUCUGUUUCCUCCUCCACUACCGCCGAAGUCAAAAGAACAAAGCCGAUCGGCGACGGAGACACGCGCAGUAAGGACACAAGAAAAACAGCGGGACCCGUUCGCUGAAUUGGCGUCGCCAUUUGCGCGCAAUUCGCCCCAGAGCGCAGGCGUUCCGAGUUACGGCGUUCCACAGCGACGGAUCGCACAAUGA